CUUGUGUAUGAACAUAUGUGCAAUGGUUCUCUUGAUUCCCAUCUCUUCGAAAGGAAUGAUGCUGCGGCUGUCCUAGACUGGAGCACCAGAUAUCAGAUAGCUAUUGGAGUUGCUAGAGGAUUGUCCAACCUGCAUCAGAGUUGUCACCAGUGCAUCAUACACUGUGACAUCAAGCCAGAAAACAUACUUCUCGAUGAAUCCUUUGUGCCUAAAAUUGCAGACUUUGGGUUGGCAUCGGUCAUAGGCAGGGAUUUUAGCCGGGUUCUAACUACGUUUAAAGGAACUAUGGGGUAUCUUGCCCCAGAGUGGCUCAGCGGAGUUCCUAUCACGUCAAAAGUAGAUGUUUACAGCUUUGGUAUGGUACUGAUGGAAAUCAUAUCAGGAAGAAGGAAUGCAUCUGUGGUAUGCAGUAACAAUAGUAGGGGCCAUGUUACUUAUUUCCCUGUGCAUGCCAUGAGCCAGCUUCAUGAGGGGGAUGUUGAGAGCUUGAUGGAUCCAAAUUUACAUGGAGACUUUAGCUUGGAGGAGGCUGAGAGAGUUUGCAAAGUAGCAUGCUGGUGUAUCCAGGACAAUGAGUCUGAACGGCCAACAAUGGGUGAAGUAGUUCGGGUUCUUGAGGGUCUACAGGACCUUGAUAUUCCUCCCAUGCCAAGACUGCUUGCGGCUAUUACAGAAAUAAAAUGCUCCAGCGUGGCUACAAUGUAAAGC
Messenger RNA from Sorghum bicolor (sorghum), 708 nucleotides. RefSeq names its product G-type lectin S-receptor-like serine/threonine-protein kinase At2g19130. The transcript has a single exon. Gene Ontology annotation, molecular function: protein kinase activity; ATP binding. The coding region runs from base 16 to 705 and encodes 229 amino acids. NCBI's taxonomy places the organism in Eukaryota, Viridiplantae, Streptophyta, Magnoliopsida, Poales, Poaceae. The record is from RefSeq and is a predicted model, not a curated record. Gene Ontology annotation, biological process: protein phosphorylation.